This is a messenger RNA of Orbicella faveolata, 1409 nucleotides long. RefSeq lists its product as uncharacterized. NCBI's taxonomy places the organism in Eukaryota, Metazoa, Cnidaria, Anthozoa, Scleractinia, Merulinidae. The record is from RefSeq and is a predicted model, not a curated record. Gene Ontology annotation, biological process: protein phosphorylation; multicellular organism development; positive regulation of kinase activity. Gene Ontology annotation, cellular component: signaling receptor complex; plasma membrane. Gene Ontology annotation, molecular function: transmembrane receptor protein tyrosine kinase activity; ATP binding.
CUCAUCUUGAAACUUAAUUACUUCCACGUUUAGACCAAUCGUGCUAGUUAUUUAUGACCUAAUCGUGUUCAUUGUACUCUAGAUCAAUCGAAACCAAGGCACUGAUGUUAACGAAGAGAAGAAAUGUUAUGAAGAGAAGGAAGUAUUCAAUGCUCAAAAAGAAGUGAGCGAAUGUGACCAAGUAGGUGCCUUACAUUAAACGCUAUUCUAAUCAGAUCUGUUUAGGGCUUCAAGAACGUGAGUGGUGUGAUGGAGUGGCGACCAAAAGUUCUGAGGCCUUUGACUUCACCAGUAUGUAACUUGAAGGAUGGGGAAAGUUGUAUAGUGUAUCUAGUGUAUCUGCAAUCAAAUAUUUAAGGCUUUCAGAGAAAAUAACCUUUCAACUGAUAUGUCACAUAGCUGACUGCCAGAGUGUAUUGAUCGCUGAGCAGGGGUUAUUGAGAGAAUUGGUGGUGCAGGAUUGGAUGAAGGAAGGGAGGCAGGCAGGCAGGCAGGCAGGCAGGCGGGCAGGCAGGCAGGCACGCAGGAAGGAAUGGGGGAAGGACGGACGGACAAAUGAUUGAAUGGAUUAAAUGAACGAACUGACGAAUGGGCGAGUGAAUGAAAAUAUCAAUAAGAAUUAAAGUAUUUAACUUUUAAUGCAUAUUUAUCAGGGAGAACAAGACCUUCAGGCUGAAAAACGGGCCUUGGCUAUUUCUGGUGGUUUGCAAGUUAACAAAGAAAUCGCCAUGUCCUCUGGACAGCUUUCUCAGGAAAAAAGCAACGAUUUACUUCCUCAGGAAAACAUCGUAUUGAUCCCGAUACCAUCGAUAUCAAAAGAAAACAGCAACGCUGUCGCCAUAUUGAUAUCAAGUGAAAGUAUUGAUGAUGACGAAAACGAAGACGACUUCCUGGAUCAGGAAGGAAUGGAACUGCUGCCGAUGCCAUGGACAUCACAGGAAAACAGCAACGCUUCCGCCAUACUGAUAUCAAUUGAAAAUAUUGAUGAUGAUGAUGAUGAUGAUGAUGAUGAUGACGACGACGAAGAGGAAGAAAACAAUGGUGGUUUUCUGUUUCAGCCAAAAAUAGAACUGCUGCCGAUACCAUCGACGUCAAAGGGAAGCAGCAACGCUUCCGCCAUAUUGAAAUCAAGUGAAAGUGAUGAUGAUGACGACAACGAAGAAGACGACUUCCUGGAUCAGGAAGGAAUGGAACUGCUGCCGAUUCCAUCGACAUCACAGGGAAACAGGAACGCUGCCGCCAUAUUUAUAUCGACUGAAAAUAUUGAUGAUGAUGACGACGAAGAAGAAGACAGCUUUACUACUCAAAAGCUGUUUUCCUUUGCUUGGCAAAUAGCAAAGGGAAUGGUAGGUAUUAAUAUAGCUAUUUCGAAAUGAGAUGAAAUGUAAAGAUACUUUCUAAUAGUGACU